CAGGUUAUAGUUACAUUGGUUUUUCGUCUCCAUGAGUGCGCAUUUCUAUAGCAUUUCUAUAGCAUGACCUCGCAGCCAUUUUCACGGUGACGAUGGUGGCGGCGUACAAGGCGAGUGAGAAGCGCUGGAAGCGCGCGACUGACGAGGAUCUGUUACACGACGCGGCAUUGCUGGACCCGCGCAACCUCAGCAAGGAGCAGCAGGCGAAAGUGCAGCGCAUCGGCUCAUGGAAAUGGAACCCGGAGGACGAAGAGCGACCCGUACUUGCAUUCGAUGACUUUGGCGCCUCACAUCGCGGCUUCUGCGUGAUACCUAACGCUUUUGACGGCAAGACACAACUUCGUUUUGCCUACGCUUGCCUGACCGAGUUCACGGAGGAACCACACACGACCAACAUGCAUCUGCAGAACCAGCAAGUACAAAAUAUUUGGCGUAAGGCGUGUGAGUCGCACCCACAAAACCCGACCGAGUCUCCUCUGCUCGCGAAACUUUGCUGGGCCGCCUCAGGAUACCACUACGACUGGACCGCGAGGAAAUACCAUAAGGGCAGCUUUUCCCCCGUACCUGAGUUGCUGCAACAGCUUGGUGCAAAAUGCGCUGCAGCAUGUGGUAUGACGCUGGCGGCCGAGGCGGUGAUUGUCAACUAUUACAAGACCAAGUCGGCCAUGGGCGGUCAUCUCGACGACGUCGAAUACACGAUGGAUCAUCCCGUGGUGUCGCUGUCGCUCGGUAGUAAGUGCGUUUUUCUCUUGGGCGGGCACACCAAGGAUGAGCCACCGUUAGAGAUUUUGCUACGAAGCGGCGAUAUCGCAAUAAUGGGCGGAGCAUCCCGGACGUGCUACCACGGAGUGGCUCGCGUGCUGCCCACUCCGUUCAGCGUAGAGGACAAGGAACUCGACGCGCUUCUGCAGAGUGGCGGCAGUCGUGAGGAAUACGAAGCCGUUCGCACGUAUUUGAGCUCGCAACGCAUCAACAUCAACGUCCGGCAAGUGUACCCACUGGACCCUGCUGAUGCGUCGUCCACAGAUUGAGUAACUGCAGGCUGGAUAAUAGAGAUCUACCAGUAUGAAUGCAGCCCGCCUCAAUGUUACAGUUGGGAAUCUGCACGCAAUAACGGCGCUGCAAGUGAGUCAGUUGCAAACAAGCAUCUACCUCUAUCUGUUGUCACUGUUGAUGAUCCGUUUGGAGGGCUGUUGAAGUUGUUCACUUGAUAUAUCUGUCGCUGCGUACUGGGGUUGCCAGUGCGGGCCAAGUGAGGUUGCGACUGUAAAAUAUGACCAGAGACUAAUGGAUGGUAAGCCACGUGCGUCAUUUUCAUGGUCGCCACCUUCUUGACUAGUACUACUGAAGUAAGUAUACCUGAGUUCACGAAAACUAAUGGUCGCUACAGUAAGUUCCACCAAUUAGACCCUAACAAUUCGG
Molecule: messenger RNA, 1422 nt
Organism: Phytophthora nicotianae INRA-310
Lineage: Eukaryota; Oomycota; Peronosporomycetes; Peronosporales; Peronosporaceae
Product: alkylated DNA repair protein AlkB
Exons: 2
Coding region: 93-1031 (312 amino acids)
Biological process (GO): oxidative RNA demethylation
Cellular component (GO): nucleus; cytoplasm
Molecular function (GO): broad specificity oxidative DNA demethylase activity; ferrous iron binding; oxidative RNA demethylase activity
Source: RefSeq, a predicted model, not a curated record